Messenger RNA from Prosopis cineraria, 2719 nucleotides. Its product is annotated as subtilisin-like serine-protease S. Gene Ontology annotation, molecular function: serine-type endopeptidase activity. Lineage: Eukaryota; Viridiplantae; Streptophyta; Magnoliopsida; Fabales; Fabaceae. The record is from RefSeq and is a predicted model, not a curated record. Gene Ontology annotation, biological process: proteolysis. Bases 58 to 2361 code for a protein of 767 amino acids. The transcript has 12 exons.
UUUCACUCCAAUGCAUCAGAGUUGGUCAACAUUAGGCCACAAGCUGGGACUUACACAAUGUCUGCUUCUGGAUAUGCAAGAACAAGAGGGAGCAGUGCCUUCUUCUAUCUAUUUCUCGCAGUUUCUGUUGCACAGAUUACCAUGUGCUUCUCUGCAAAGGUUUAUGUAGUCUACAUGGGAAGCAAAAAUGGCGAAGACCCAGCCGAAAUUAUAAGGCACCACCACCAAAUUCUUGCUUCUGUUCACAGUGGAAGCAUUAACGAAGCCGAAGCUUCGCUUGUUUAUAGCUACAAACAUGGUUUCAGGGGAUUUGCAGCGAAGCUGACUGAUGAGCAGGCUUCUCAGAUUUCAAAAAUGCCUGGAGUGGUUUCUGUGUUUCCCAAUUCUAAAAGAAGGCUACAUACAACUCAUUCGUGGGACUUUAUGGGUCUUCUGGACGAUGAAACGAUGGAGAUUCUUGGGUUCUCCACCAGAAACCAAGCAAACAUCAUCGUUGGUUUCAUUGACACUGGAAUUUGGCCUGAAUCUCCAAGUUUUAGCGAUGUCGACAUGCCGCCGGUGCCACCAGGAUGGAAAGGAAAAUGUGAAUCAGGAGAAGCAUUCAAUGCUUCUUCUUGCAACAGGAAAGUCAUUGGAGCUAGAUACUACAUGCGUGGGUAUGAAGUAGAAGAAGGAUCAGACUCAGACAUAAAAGUCUCUUUCAGAUCCCCAAGAGAUAGCUCCGGCCAUGGCAGCCACACAGCUUCAAUAGCCACAGGGCGGUACGUGCCCAACAUGAACUAUAUGGGAUUGGCAGGUGGAGGAGCCAGGGGAGGAGCACCAAUGGCUAGGAUUGCUGUGUACAAAACUUGUUGGGACUCAGGCUGCUAUGAUGUAGAUUUGCUGGCUGCUUUUGAUGAUGCUAUUAGAGAUGGGGUUCACAUUUUGUCUGUGUCUCUGGGUCCUGAGUCUCCUCAAGCAGACUACUUUAAUGAUGCUAUAUCAGUGGGGUCGUAUCAAGCAGCCAAUCGUGGGGUGCUGGUGGUUGCAUCGGCUGGGAACGAAGGGUAUCCUGGUUCUGUUACCAACCUUGCACCAUGGAUGAUCACUGUUGCUGCUAGCUCCACUGAUAGGGAUUUCACCUCUGAUGUCACAUUGGGAAAUAGUGUCAAUAUCACGGGUGAAAGUCUGAGUCUCUCUGAAAUGAGUGCCUUUGCAAGGAUAAUUUCUGCUUCUGAAGCUUCUGCAGGAUAUUUCACUCCUUAUCAAUCCAGCUACUGCAUAGAAAGUUCCCUCAAUAAGACCAAGACCCAAGGGAAAGUUCUGGUGUGCCGACAUGCAGAGAGUUCAAUAGAGUCAAAGGUAGUGAAAAGUACUUUAGUGAAAGAAGCAGGCGGAGUUGGAAUGAUACUUAUAGAUGAAACAGGUCAAGAUAUUGCCCUCCCGUUUGUGAUACCUUCAGUCAUUAUUGGAAGGAGAACAGGCCGCCAUAUUCUCUCGUACAUCAACAAUACACGUAAGGCAAUGGCAAGGAUUUCCAGAGCAAAGACAGUAUUAGGAGCAAAGCCUGCACCACGUGUGGCAGCAUUUUCUUCCAAAGGCCCCAACAGCUUAACCCCAGAAAUUCUGAAGCCUGAUGUCACAGCCCCAGGAUUGAACAUCCUUGCAGCUUGGUCUCCAGCAGCCAAAAACAUGAUGUUCAACAUUCUCUCAGGAACUUCCAUGGCUUGUCCUCAUAUAACUGGAAUUGCAACCUUAAUCAAAGCUGUUCAUCCUUCAUGGUCUCCAUCUGCUAUCAAGUCUGCCAUCAUGACAACUGCUACAAUUCUGGAUAAGCACCAUGGACUCAUCAGGGCCGAUCCUGAACAAAGAAGUGCCAAUGCAUUUGAUUAUGGAUCAGGCUUUGUGAACCCUGCAAGAGUUCUUGACCCCGGUCUCAUCUAUGAUAUAGAAGCAGAAGAUUAUCUAGCAUUCCUCUGUUCACUUGGGUACAAUGAGAGGUCACUCCAUCUUGUUACUAGAAACAACAGAACAUGUGAUAGGGCAUUCAAAUCUGCAUCCGAGCUCAACUACCCAUCCAUCACAGUGCCAAACCUCAAAGACAAUUUCUCAGUGACUAGAACUGUGACUAAUGUUGGAAAAGCGAUAAGUAUUUACAAAGCCGCAGUGUCUCCUCCUGCAGGAGUUAAUGUCACCGUGGUGCCAAACAGGUUAAUCUUCACAAGGAUUGGGCAGAAAAUCAACUUCACUGUGAAUUUCAAAGUUGCUUCUCCCUCAAAGGGCUAUACAUUUGGUUUCCUGUUAUGGAGGAAUGAAAGAUUGCAUGUCUACAGUCCUUUAGUUGUCAGGGUUUCACCUGGAAAACUUGGGUUGGUCAGAUAACAACGCUUGUACAUUACUGAAGUCCCUAUAGGAACUGGAAACAACCAUUCAUACUGAAAUCUGGAAGUACUGGACAAUCACUGCCAAAGUUACACCAAAGAUAUAUGAUGUUUGGAGCAGCAAGCAAGAUCAACUUCAGAAUAAGAAGACCGGAACUACUCUAAAAGUACAUGAUCAUCAUCAUUUCAUUUGUCAGUUGUAACAACAGAACUCGGUUCUGUGGCUUCUUCAGAAUUUCCCAAGUAUUUAAAUGGAUGUGAGCGUCUUCCCCUAUAACUUGAUUUGAGAUUAAAACACUUGGCUUAGGCCAGUAUAAUUCUGGAGAAUGGAUGCUCAAAUAUAGUGAUAGUUUUAUCCA